This is a messenger RNA of Scaptodrosophila lebanonensis, 4668 nucleotides long. RefSeq names its product disheveled-associated activator of morphogenesis 1 (gene DAAM). The transcript is spliced from 10 exons. Gene Ontology annotation, biological process: actin cytoskeleton organization; positive regulation of actin filament polymerization. Gene Ontology annotation, molecular function: small GTPase binding; actin binding. The coding region runs from base 122 to 4540 and encodes 1472 amino acids. The record is from RefSeq and is a predicted model, not a curated record. NCBI's taxonomy places the organism in Eukaryota, Metazoa, Arthropoda, Insecta, Diptera, Drosophilidae.
AACAAAAAAAAACAAACAAAACAAAAUCAAAAAUUCUGUGCAAUUAUCCAAAAUUCUCGAGAGUUCUUCCACACGACACAAACACACAGUCAGAGACAUAGGGAGAGAGACAGAGAGAGAGAUGCAGAAAGUUUCAGAAAGCCACAGCAAUUUGUCAAUGAUGUCCGAUGGAAAUAUAGAACCGAUUGAUAUUGAUGAUAACGAGUGUGUUGCGAAGCUGCAAUCCUGUCCCAUUGUCUGCAUCAAUGAGCCUGACACGCAUAGUGCCAACACAGAAAUAUUGCAAACAACGCCGGAUAGCACUUUGGAGAAGCCAAAAGCAGCAGCAACAACAGUAACGACUAUCAGCAACAGCAACAACAACAGCUGCAUUACAAUCAAUGCAGCACCACCAACAACAACUGCAUCAGCAGCAGCAACAGCAGCAGCAACAGCACCAACAAGCACAACAACAAGCAACGCGGGUGUAACUAAAAUAACGAUAACCAGUGGCGGCAACAACAACAGCAAGAGUGUUGCUCUCAGCAACUACCACAACAGCAGCAACAACGCUGGCAGCAGCACCAACAACAGCAACAGCUUGAUAUCCAUUACCAGCCUCAACAGUUGCAGCAACUUGAGCACAACUGGCAGCACAGCAACUCUGCCCUUAAGCAGCAUCAGCAGCAGCAACAACAACAACAACAGGCACAGCAACAAUCCGAACGCCAACGCCAGCGACACAUCGUCGGCGAAUUUUCAAGAACGUUUCGACUUUGAUCACUGGAAGGGCGUCAUCAGCGACUUCAGUUGCCUUAACGGUCUCUAUCGCUAUUGGAAUCAGUAUACCAGCAACAACAACAACAACAACAACAGUGUCAACCACUCGAACGUUUCCCAAGAACAUGCCGAUGAGAACGGCGUGGGCAGUGGCGGUGGUUCCUUCUACACAAAUAAUAUAUUAGGCUACACCUUUGGCUAUCCAUUUGGACUUAAAGAGGACAACAACAACAGCAGCCACAGCAGUGCUGGGAGCCUAAAGAAGGCGCCAGCAAGCAACGAGACGCCACUCCAGAAACACUACCGACAACAGCAGAAGAAGAAGAUGCCCGUGUUCCGAGGAAGACGCGUCUGGUGCGGCUGCUUUGAGGAUGACGAGCCGCCCGAGAUCUGUGUGGUGGAGGGCGCCUUCACACUGCAGACACUCACACCCACACAGCCAAUGCCCGCCGUCGAUGAGCUGGACACAAAGUUCGCGGAGCUGGUGGAAGAGCUGGAUCUGACGGCACCUAACAAGGAGGCAAUGCUCAGUCUGCCGCCGCAAAAGAAAUGGCAAAUUUAUUGUUCACGCAAGCUGCCGCUGGAUGCCAGCGAUGGUCCAGACGCAUCGGCGAUAACCCAACCACCCACGGCCGAGCACUACAUCGAACGUUUGAAGGAGCUGGUGGUACACGUCUCGCUCAGCCCCGAGGACUCACCCAGCCAUGAGCUGAGUUCGCGCAUCGACAACCACACCGUCUUUGUGGACGCCCUGAAAACGGCGCUGCGCACCUCCACGCACAGCUUUGUGCUGCGCUUCGUGGAAUUGGACGGAUUGCCAGCGCUGCUCAAUCUGCUACUCCAGCUGGACAUACGCGUGGCGAACAGUCCGCUCCACACGAGCCUAAUUGGCUGCAUAAAGGCGCUGAUGAACAACUCUAUGGGUCGCGCCCAUGUAUUGGCCCAUCCGACAGCUAUCGAUACGAUUGCCCGAUCACUGGCAGCGGACAACAUACGCACGAAAAUCGCGGCACUGGAGAUAUUGGGUGCAGUCUGCCUGGUGCCUGGCGGACAUCGGAAGGUGCUGCAGGCUAUGCUGCAUUUCCAGGAAUUUGCGACAGAGCGCACACGUUUCCAGAGCAUUGUUAAUGAUCUGGACCGUUCAACGUACGCAUACCGCGACAAUGUGAAUCUCAAAACGGCACUCAUGUCGUUCGUAAACGCGGUGCUCAACUAUGGACCAGGUCAAGAGAAUCUGGAGUUCCGUCUCCACUUGCGCUACGAAUUUCUCAUGUUGGGCAUUCAGCCGGUCAUUGACAAGCUGCGUACACAUGAGAACGAGACUCUGGACAGGCAUUUGGAUUUCUUUGAAAUGGUGCGCGCCGAGGACGAGAAGGAGUUUGCACGUCGCUUUAAUCAGGAGCAUGUGGAUACCAAGAGCGCCGGUUCAAUGUUCGAGCUUUUGCGUCGCAAGUUAAGCCACUCGCCCGCCUACCCGCACAUGCUGUCAUUGCUGCAGCACAUGCUGUUGUUGCCAUAUACCGGCCAUUGCACUGAGCAUUGGCUGCUUAUCGAUCGAGUUGUGCAGCAGGUUGUCUUGCAGGUGGAGCAGCGACCCAGCAGUGACCUCAUUGUCGAUCCCGACGAUCCAAACAAAGCGCUCAAGCUAGCCGCCGAAUCACCCGUGCACGAUCCGGAUGUGGCACCAUUACAGAUCGAUGUCAACAAGCUAGUGCGCUUGCUCGUCAAAGAGGAGGAACUGACACAGGCUCGCAAACGGGCCGACGAACUGGAACGUGAGAACUUUGACAUACAGUCACGACUGGCCAAGAAGGAGCAGGAACUGGACUUGCGCAUGCAGGAGAAGGAGGAUCUGGAGACCAGUCUAGCACGCAUGCGCGAGCGCCUAGAAAAGGAGUCCGCUCAGCACUCGCAGGCCGUGCAGCGCGCCCAAACAGCCGAAAUGAAGGCCGAAGAUCUGCAGCAUCGUCUGCAUAGUGAGCAACAAGAACGUGCACGUCUCGAGCGUCUGGUAACUGAGGGCAGCAUACCCGACGACCAGAAGGUGGCCGGGCUGACCGGUUGCAAUGGCGCUGUGUCGCCCCCACCUCCACCACCGCCCAUGCUAAAGACGGGGCCACCACCUCCACCACCCAUGGCGCCCGCCAUGCUACCGCCACCACCGCCCCCAUGUCCUGGAGCGCCUCCGCCACCACCCAACAUGGGUCAGCCAGCAAUGACACCAGCGCCACCCAAAGUUGAGUUGCCAAAGAAGAAUGUGCCACAGCCAACCAACCCACUGAAGAGCUUUAACUGGUCGAAGCUUCCCGAUGCCAAGCUCCAGGGUACCGUCUGGAGCGAGCUGGAUGAGUCGAAGCUCUAUAACAACAUGGAGCUGGAAUCAAUUGACAAGCUCUUCUCUGCCUAUCAGAAGAACGGCGUUUCGACCACCGACGGCUCCUAUGAGGAUCUGCGUUUGACUGGCAAGAACAAACAGAAAAUACUGUCCGUCAUCGAUGGAAGACGUGCACAGAACUGCACCAUUUUGCUCAGCAAGCUGAAAAUGAGCGACAUGGAAAUAUCGAAAGCCAUUCUCUCCAUGGACAGCAAUGAGCAGCUGGCCCUCGAUAUGGUCGAGCAACUGCUCAAGUUUACACCAUCAGCCGAAGAACGUGCGCUCCUGGACGAGCACAGCGAGGAUAUUGAAUCGUUGGCCCGUGCCGAUCGCUUCCUUUACGAGAUAUCCAAAAUACCCCACUAUGAGCAGCGAUUGAAGAGCCUGCACUACAAGAAACGCUUCAUGCUGACCAUCAAUGACCUUAUACCGCGCAUCACCAGCGUCAUGGAAGCAUCCCGAGAGGUGGCACGCUCUCGUCGUCUGCGCAAGCUACUAGAAUUGGUGCUAGCCUUGGGCAACUACAUGAACCGCGGUGCACGCGGUAAUGCUUCCGGUUUCCGUCUGGCCUCGCUCAAUCGCCUGGCCGACACCAAAUCCAGCGCUGCCAAGGGCACAACUCUGCUGCAUUAUCUCGUGCAGGUAAUCGAGAAGAAGUUCAAGGAUCUGCUAAAGCUCGAGGACGACAUACCGCAUGUGCGUGAGGCUUCCAAGGUCUCUUUGGGCGAGAUGGACAAGGACAUACAGAUGCUGCGCACUGGCUUGGCGGAUGUGGCGCGUGAGAUCGAGUUCCAUCGCAGCUCGGGACCCGCCCAGCAAGGCGAUCGUUUUCUGCCUGUAAUGCGUGAGUUCCACGCUCAGGCCUCGGUGCGCUUUGCCGAGUUGGAGGAUAAAUUCCAGGACAUGAAGACGCGCUUCGAUCGCGCUGUCCGUCUCUUCGGCGAGGACGGCUCCGUCCUACAGCCAGACGAGUUCUUUGGUAUUUUCGACUCGUUCCUGGGCGCCUUCGCGGAGGCGCGUCACGACAACGAGAGCUUCCGGCGCCGCCAAGAGGAGGAGGAGAAGCGCGCCAAACAGGAGGCUGAGCUUAAGAAGCGCACCAUUGAGCGCAAAAACAAGUCUGGCCUGAUGAGCAGUGUUGCCCGCAAUCUCGGCCUCAAGUCAUCCUCAACCUCGACCUCCAACGACACCCCCGUCAAGGGCGACAACAAGGGAGAGUUUGACGAUCUGAUUUCGGCGCUUCGCACCGGCGAUGUCUUUGGUGAGGACAUGGCCAAGUUCAAGCGGUCGCGCAAGGCUCGAGUCCUCAAUGGCAGCGCUGGCGGCCAAACCUCGCCGCCUCGCCAUGGCAGCCUGCAGCGCGAGGAGAGUGGCAGAGAGCGCGAGCGUACCGUGCGAAGGCAGUAGAGCUAGCGACCGGAAGUAUAGAGAUCGCCGACCACUCCUGUAAUUUACUUACAAUUAGUUAUCGUUGUAUUCUACUUUUUUCUUUUUUGUUUAUAAUACAUUUGCUGCGUCAAUUCUUAAGCUCUAAA